Indicator indicator is the source of this 1485-nucleotide messenger RNA. It is a transcript of the gene PWP1, whose product is annotated as PWP1 homolog, endonuclein. Lineage: Eukaryota; Metazoa; Chordata; Aves; Piciformes; Indicatoridae. The record is from RefSeq and is a predicted model, not a curated record. Gene Ontology annotation, molecular function: protein binding. The transcript is spliced from 15 exons. Gene Ontology annotation, cellular component: nucleus. The coding region runs from base 1 to 1485 and encodes 494 amino acids. Gene Ontology annotation, biological process: rRNA processing.
AUGAGCUGCCCGGUGACGUGCGUCUCCUGGGUGCGCUGCGGCGUCGCCAAGGAAACGCCGGACAAAGUGCAGCUCAGCGAGGAGGAGCUGAAUCGUCUCAUCGGGGAGGCUCAGGACAGGCAGGGGGAUGGCGCUGGUGGUAGUAAUGAAGGCCAGAUGGCAUGUGGCACAAAUGAAGCUGUUCCUGGCACAGCUAAGUCUUCUCAUAAAAGUGAAGACCAGUCCGAUCAUGACCUCGAUGAAUAUGACUUGGAAAACUACGACGAAGAGGAAUGCACAGGUGAUCUAAAACUGGGAGACUCUUUGGCUACUCUGGCAGUAUAUGGGAGUAAUGAGCAUGAUCCAUACAUCACUCUGAAAACCACUGAUCAAUAUGAACAGGAGGACUUUUUGAUUAAGCCCAGUGACAAUCUUGUCCUUUGUGGCAGAGUUGAUAAGGAUUACUGUAGUUUGGAGGUCCAUGUAUAUAAUCAUGAAGAAGACUCAUUUUAUGUACACCAUGAUAUUAUCUUGCCUGCUUACCCUCUAAGUCUGGAGUGGUUGAAUUUUGAUCCCAGUCCUGAUGAAUCACUAGGAAAUUACGUUGCAGUGGGUAACAUGACUCCAGUUAUUGACAUUUGGGACCUUGAUGUAGUGGAAUCCUUAGAACCAGUCUUUUCUCUUGGAGGCAAGAAAGAGAAAAAGACAAAGAAAAAAGGAAAGAAAAGUUUAUCUUCAGAGGGGACCCUAAAAGGACAUACUGAUGCUGUGCUUGAUCUUUCAUGGAAUAAACAAAGCAGGAACGUUUUAGCAAGUGCAUCUGCUGACAAUACUGUGAUUUUGUGGGACAUGUCUGUGGGAAAGCCAGCAGCCAGCCUGAUGCUACAUACAGACAAGGUCCAGACGUUGCAGUUUCAUCCGUUUGAAACUCAGACCCUUGUUUCUGGAUCAUAUGAUAGAUCAGCUGUGCUGUACGACUGCAGAAACCCACAGGAUAACCAUCGAAUAUGGCGGUUCAGUGGUCAGGUUGAAAGAGUGACUUGGAAUCAUUUUUCACCUUGUAAUUUCUUGGCAAGCACAGAGGAUGGCUUUGUGUACUGUCUGGAUGCUCGUUCUGAUAAGCCACUGUUCACCCUGAAAGCUCACGAUGGAGAGGUGUCAGGGUUACAGCUAAGCAGCCAGAUCAAAGGGUGCCUUGUGACAUCAUCUGCUGACAAAUACGUGAAAAUCUGGGAUAUCCUGGGGGACAGACCAAGUUUAAUCCAUUCCAGGGAUAUGAAAAUGGGUGUACUCUUCUGUGCAGCUUGCUGCCCUGACUUCCCUUUUGUCUUUGCCUUUGGAGGGGAGAGAGAAGGGCUUCGUGUUUGGGAUAUAAGCAAGAUUUCUGCAGUGAAUGAAGUUUUUGGAAACAGAGAGAGACUUGUUGUGGCUGGCACCAGCUCUGCAGCUUGCAGCUCCACAACUGGCAGUAGCAGCAAAGACUCAGAGACAGCAAUGGAGUCGUGA